AACUGAACCGGAAGCCGGUGGUUGUGUCGUUGUUUGUUUCCGCUCCGGUGGCCUCAUCCUCUUUCUCUUCCUCCUCCUCUUCCUUCUCCUCCUCCUCCUCUUCGUCAGGCGGCUUUUUAACGUCAUUUUAACCGUAACCUGCGACAACAGCCUGAGUCUCUGACUGACAUUUCAAUUUGGCCGGGGACAUGAAGAUGGCUGCAGCUGAACAGCAGCUUCGUGUUGGCGUGUUGUGUGUGAGUGACUCGGUCCUGUUGUCUUCCUCAGAGAAACUGCCUGCUUCAGGCUGAGUUUUCAGGAAUGAAGACAGAUCCACAAACAUUGAUAACCAAUUUUAAAGCCAGCAUCUCAUUACCUUGCUAUCAAGAUUUCCAACACAGAUUUUCAAAUGAAAAUGGAGGAUAUGCCCCUGUCAGGCCCAGACAACACCAAGCUGGAGGCCUUGGUCCAUGACAUCUACUCUGAGCUGGUGGAAGAUGCCUGUUUGGGUCUGUGUUUUGAAGUACAUCGUGCUGUGAAACAGGGAUAUUUCUUCUUGGAUGAAACGGACCAAGAGAGCAUGAAGGAGUUCGAAAUUGUGGACCAACCAGGAGUGGACAUAUUUGGGCAGGUUUACAACCAGUGGAAGAACAAAGAGUGUGAGUGUCCAAACUGCAAAAGACUGAUAGCAGCUUCUCGCUUCGCUCCACACUUGGAGAAAUGUCUCGGCAUGGGACGUAACAGCAGUAGAAUUGCCAGCCGCAGGCUAGCCACUAAUAAUAAUAUGAACAAAUCAGAGAGUGACCAGGAAGACAAUGAUGACCUUAAUGAUAACGACUGGUCGUAUGGGGCAGAAAAAAAAGCCAAGAAGAGAAAGUCAGAUAAGAAUCAAAAUUCCCCCAGAAGAUCCAAAUCUCUAAAACACAAAAAUGGCGAUCUCGGAAGCAGCAUCACCUCAGAGCCUUACAAGUAUAACUACAACACUGGCAUCAGUUAUGAAACAUUAGGACCGGAUGAAGUCAGAUCCCUCUUAACAACACAAUGUGGGGUGAUCUCCGAGCACACCAAGAAGAUGUGUACCAGGUCUCAGCGAUGUCCCCAGCACACGGACGAACAGAGGAGGGCCGUCAGGGUGUUCCUCCUGGGGCCGUCCGCGUUGUCGCUGCCCGAUGCCGAUGCAGUGGUGGAGAGCGACAACUUUGAGCUUCCAGAUGGACAGACCCUGAUGAGCCGCCUGCAGUGGGAAGACUCUCCUGAUAUCUCACCCACAGACUCUGCCUCAUCGAAAGCCAGCACCAACCAUUCAGACUCGAGGAAGCCGAAGAAGAAGAGGACGUCUCUCGGUUUGAACAGCGGAGGAGGAAGUCUGACUGGAGGCUGCAGCAGCAGCAGCGGCAGCUCUCAGAGUAAUAUCAACUUGUCGACCAAAAAAAAGAGGCCCAAACUCUCAGCACCUUCUAUUUCAAGUAUCUAUGAUGACUUAAACUAGCAACAGCCUGUUUGUCAGGCCAGUCCCUCCCUUCACUCAGGAUGGGAUUCAACAUGACUUAGCAGUAGCUUUAACACGAAAGGCUUCUCCAUUUUAUUGAAGUUUCAUUCUGUUUUAAGAACACAGUGUUGUUAAAAGUUGGGUCAGUCACUUGGUGUCAGACUCCAGUCAGAGUAUCUGUAGGUGAUGAACAGGGAAAUUCAACAAAAUGUACAUUCUGCUUUUUCAGGAAUUUUGAACAGUUCUGUCAACACAGACAGCUGCUGUCGCCCGAAGGUGGUAGUCAGGGCGACUUGACCAUAGGCACGUGCACCAACACCCGGUACUGAAUGAGCCUCAGCACUUAAUUAUUUAAGAAAAUUAUCAAUAAGCUCAGACGUAAUUGGUUCUAUUGUCCGUACUGAGAAAUUAGAUAAACAGAUUUCUUAUUCCAACAUAAGUUAUCCUGCACUUUUUUUUCAAUAACUCGACUUCUGAUUGCAACAUUGAUCUAUGUGAGUGGAGGGGGCUGCUUCCCACUCACCUGCACACACAGAAACAUGUCAUCUACACAGAGGCGCUGCUCUUAGGUGCAAAUUAUAAUGGUGGAUGGAAAUAAAUAUUCAAACGUG
This is a messenger RNA of Hippoglossus stenolepis (Pacific halibut), 2079 nucleotides long. RefSeq names its product ataxin 7 like 3a (gene atxn7l3a). The record is from RefSeq and is a predicted model, not a curated record. Gene Ontology annotation, biological process: positive regulation of DNA-templated transcription; regulation of transcription by RNA polymerase II. Bases 389 to 1468 code for a protein of 359 amino acids. The transcript is spliced from 14 exons. NCBI's taxonomy places the organism in Eukaryota, Metazoa, Chordata, Actinopteri, Pleuronectiformes, Pleuronectidae. Gene Ontology annotation, molecular function: transcription coactivator activity. Gene Ontology annotation, cellular component: DUBm complex; SAGA complex.